CAUGGUCUGGGAGGAAAAAGGGGUCCUUUUUGGUGUAAAUCUGGACUCUAAUUCUGUAAUAUAUCACGGUACCUCGUAAAACCGACACUAAAACGUCCCGGCCUACAAAUCAUCCGGCCAAAUUAUGAGUUCAUUGUAUUAUGCGAAUGCUUUAUUCUCCAAAUAUCAAACUGCAAGUUCUGUUUUCCCAUCCGGAGUGUUCCCAGAGCAAACUUCGUGCGCCUUCGCAUCCAAUAGCCAGCGCACGGGCUAUGGCUCGGGGAGUGGGGCGACCUUCCCUGGAUCCAUGGCCGGGAUAUACAGCACUGGGAGCAGCCUGCACCCCCAGACCCCGGCCAUGUACCCCCCUUCCAGCUACGGGCUGGAAGCCGCUUCCUUUAACAUGCACUGUUCUCCGUUUGAGCAGAACCUCUCUCUAAUGUGCUCCAGUGAUUCCUCCAAGCAGAACUGCACCAAGACCGAACAGAGAGACUCAGAGCUGCAGAAUGAGAGCAACCUCCGAAUUUACCCCUGGAUGAGAAGCACAGGCACUGACAGAAAGAGGGGUCGCCAGACGUACACCCGGUACCAGACCCUGGAGCUGGAAAAGGAGUUCCACUAUAAUCGCUACUUGACGCGACGAAGGCGCAUAGAAAUCGCUCAUGCCCUAUGCCUGACAGAGAGACAGAUCAAAAUCUGGUUCCAGAACCGGAGGAUGAAGUGGAAAAAAGAGAACAAGGCAUCCAGCCCCUCCUCAAACAGCCAGGAAAAGCCGGAGACUGAGGAAGAGGAAGAGGAGUGACCAGAGACCUCAAAAAGACUGGUGACCCCCCUACACAAGGUCCACUGAAUCUACUGGAUUCUACCAUACUACCUAGAUCCCUUUUCUAUUAUAGGGUUAGCUACCUACCCCGAUGUGGUGACAGAUUAGAUCCAUUACGAUGUGACUUCAUGUAGCACAAUUAUUUGCAGAUCAAACUUUUCAGAGACUCCAACUUCUGGAGAGACCCUGAUAAAAUAUCGUGACUGUGUUUAAAUAGAUCGUCUGAUUUAAAUGUGAAGGGAAAUCCCAAGUGUUUGUGUAGGACUGUGUUUUGUUCAGAUACAAUAUUACUGUGGAUUGUAGUCACAGAUCUGCUGACCUAGUAAAAUGAUUUUAAAAAAAUAUUUGUCUUAAGUUUCCACCCU
This is a messenger RNA of Nanorana parkeri, 1167 nucleotides long. RefSeq names its product homeobox B7 (gene HOXB7). Gene Ontology annotation, molecular function: RNA polymerase II cis-regulatory region sequence-specific DNA binding; DNA-binding transcription factor activity, RNA polymerase II-specific. The transcript is spliced from 2 exons. Bases 125 to 781 code for a protein of 218 amino acids. Gene Ontology annotation, cellular component: nucleus. Gene Ontology annotation, biological process: anterior/posterior pattern specification; regulation of transcription by RNA polymerase II. The record is from RefSeq and is a predicted model, not a curated record. Lineage: Eukaryota; Metazoa; Chordata; Amphibia; Anura; Dicroglossidae.